This is a messenger RNA of Fopius arisanus, 5964 nucleotides long. RefSeq names its product fusilli (gene fus). The coding region runs from base 591 to 2972 and encodes 793 amino acids. Lineage: Eukaryota; Metazoa; Arthropoda; Insecta; Hymenoptera; Braconidae. The transcript is spliced from 10 exons. Gene Ontology annotation, molecular function: mRNA binding. The record is from RefSeq and is a predicted model, not a curated record.
UCGCCAGGUGAGCCAACGGCAGUGCGCGGCGAUCACUCGGCAGCUCGGCUUACAAUUAUUAAUAUACCAUUUAUUUACUAAUAAAACAACGAUAUCAAAGUGUUAUCGGAUGUUUAUGGAUAUUCACGUGUUACUUGUUACAAAAGAAAAAAAAAAAAACUUUCAAUCGUCUGUGAUUUAUGGAAUUAACCUGGGAAUGAGAUAAAUGGUGCAUCAUUCGACGGCAACAAGUGGUGGGUGCUUGGAUUUUCGGUUAAGGUGUGCUCAUAACCUCGAUUAAUUAUUAGAAAUAUCGGUAGGAUUUUGGAUGUGAAAUGAGAGUGACGGGUUGAGGAAAUAUCGGAGUAACGGAUACGAUUGCCAGUGCCACCGACGGCAAGAGAUACACGGAUUUUUUUUGUGAUCGUUUUGUUUGUUUUUUUUUUUUCUUUAUUGAAUGAUUGUUAACUCUCGGUUCAUGAUUUGUUGGUUGUUCAGUGAGUGGGUGAUAACGUGGGGUUGACCGGGGCUUGGGGAGCGGUGCCUGGUGCCGAUCUGGAGAUCGGUUUCGAGGUUUUUUUUUUUUUUUUUUUUGAGGAAACCAAGGGAAGAUGCAGGUGAUCGGGGAAAAGGGCCCGACGCAUCUUGUCGCCCUUUAUGUCGCCACUGCUGGGCUUCAGGGCAAUGCACUUGGAAGUGAUGAGGAAGAAAUUAUUUUGAUGGUCUAUGUCCUCAUUGAUGCACUACAGAAUAAGGUUAUGGGUCAGCAACAGUACAUCGUUCAACCGUGGUCAAUGGCUCCAAAUGCGAAACAGACGGAAGACGAGAAUAAUUCGACAACAGCUGAGGGCAGUGGUGUCGUCAGUGAAACAGCUUUGGCACAUGCGCCUAGCUUAGAUGAGCAAGUCCUCAAGGAACAGGGGAUUCCCCUACAAACCGCUAUUCAACAGUUUGAAAGUUGGUGGUCAUCCCUGACGUGCGUAUCCGCCGGAAGUCCGCCUCGUUUCGUCGUCGAUGGUCAAGCACCCCUCCGGCAAUGCCUUCACCCAGAGUGUUACAAGAAGGAUCUCGAUUUACCAGAGCACUACAACGUGUUUCACGAUUUAAGAAAAGAAUUCACCUCGUGCUACUCGUCCCAAGGAGAGCUGGCGACCCUCAGCAUCCAGGAGAUGAUAGAAUAUUUUGGUAUUGCAGCUGAGGUUGAGAAUGAUUUUCACGUUAAGGAGGUUCAGGAUAUGAUCAAUGUUAUUCAGAGGAUGAUCAAGGACGGCCACGUAUUCCAGGAUCCCGAAGUUAUAAACCUGGUGUUGGAACCUGGGAUAUGCUCCAAGGAUGAAGAAGUAGACAAUAAUUGUGUAGUGAGAGCACGUGGGUUACCUUGGCAAUCCUCAGAUCAGGACAUUGCCAAGUUUUUCAGAGGACUGAAUGUUGCCAAGGGUGGCGUUGCUUUGUGUUUGAGCCCUAUGGGCAGACGUAACGGCGAGGCACUUGUACGUUUUGUUAAUAAAGAACACAGAGACAUGGCGUUGAAGAGGCAUAAGCAUCACAUUGGUCCGAGAUAUAUCGAGGUGUACAAAUCAUCUGGUGAGGAGUUUGUUCGUGUUGCUGGUGGUGCCAGUGGUGAGGCCCAUGCAUUUCUAUCUAGAGGAGCUCAAGUUAUCGUGAGAAUGCGGGGCCUUCCCUAUGAUUGCGUUGCCAAACAAGUUAUUGAAUUUUUCGCUGGUGGUCAAAAUCCCUGUCAGGUGCUGGACGCCGAAGACGGUGUAUUAUUCGUGAAAAAGCCAGAUGGCCGAGCAACGGGAGAUGCAUUCGUUUUAUUCGCUAAAGAGGAAGACGCUGAGAAAGCUCUGAGCAAGCAUCGUGACUGCAUUGGCGUCAGAUACAUUGAACUCUUCCGCAGUACAACAGCAGAAGUGCAACAGGUAUUGAAUAGAGCAAUUGAUGCUAAACCACAGCCUGAUAUUCCACCGAUGCUGCCUCUGCCACCACAACUGCUGCCACAGUAUGUCAUCACGUCGGGUACCAGAAAAGACUGUGUUAGAUUACGUGGACUGCCUUACGAGGCUCUCGUUGAACAUAUUCUUGAGUUCAUGGGUGAAUACGCUAAACAUAUCGUUUAUCGUGGAGUUCACAUGGUUUAUAAUGCCCAGGGCCAGCCGUCAGGUGAAGCCUUCAUCCAGAUGGACAGUGAGAAUUCGGCGUUCGCAUGUGCAUCCCAACGCCACCACCGCUACAUGAUCUUCGGUAAGAAGCAGCGUUACAUCGAGGUAUUCCAGUGCAGCGGUGACGACAUGCACUUGGUGUUGACUGGUACACCACCCCUGCCAGCAAAAUCGCUACUGUCAUCCGGUACGUUGAGCACACACACACCCCCGGCAAUAGCAGCGGCACCGACCGCCCAACCCCCCCAACUACCCGUCCAACAGCCCCAACAGGCCCCACUAUGGGAUAUACACGCAUUGGUACAGGCACAGGCUCAGGCACAAGCUGUACAAGCACAGGCACAGGCACAAGCAGCACAAGCUAUGAGAAAUCAAGACUUGUGGCUGAUGGCUAUUGCCAGUAAUCAAUCUAAUAAUCCAAGUAGCAAUGCUGCAUCAUCACCAGGUGGUCCAGCUGCUGUUACUACGAGUAAAGCACUGGCACUACCACCACCUGGUCAGCAUCAAAUAUCGACGUACACUAUGUCCCCACAUGCUGCAUUGCAUCAGCAACAGGCACAUGCACCAUUACUUUUUUUCAAUGUACCACAGAGAAUACCCAUUAUGCGAACACCCCAGCCACAUCCCACUAUAUUGCCACCAAUUAUGCAGCCACCACCAAUUAAUCAUCCGGCGCUUAUGGGAUUGAAACGGCCGUGGGAUAAUGCAUUCCCUGCUGAUGCUGUUGGCACUGUUCCCAAACGUCCUGCCUGGCAGGCACCACCUGCAUUCCAUACUCCUGGACCCACUGUUCCUGGAUUAUAUCCUGCUCAAUUUUAUCCACAGAUUUAGGGACUUCAAGGUCUCCGGUGAACCUGUCCUGUGGGCUCAAUGGAUACUUUAAAUUGUCUUUUAAAUCAUUUUCAAUCAAAUUAUAAUUCAAUUUGACGAUUUCAAAGUGUCCAUUUUGCUCCACUCUCCCUUGAUGAGCUGAGAAAUUAAUUGCGAAAGAUUUCCGAGAUGAGAGAUUUUCGGAGAGAAGUUACAAUUAUUUUUUUCUACAUCGGGCAAUUUGGGGGAAUAAUUGCCGAGUUUAUUUUUCCCACAAACAUUUAUUAUCGAGAUAAUUUGGUAUUUCCCACGCCGUGAAAAAUCGACUCGUUACAUUCCACCACUUGAUUGCUGAUGAAAGUAAUAGAUUUACGCACACUAGAUUAUUCCGUUAUUGUUUGCUUUCCUAUUGGAAAAAAAUCCCUCAAUAAAUUCAUCCCAUUGGUAAUGUACUUUUUACAUUACUCAAUCGAUCAUUGAAUUGGGAUUAUCGUGAUAAGUCAAUGUCCAGAGUUGACGCUAUGAAUUUUUUGCACAUUUUUUUUUAUACGCACACGUGUCUUAAUGAGAAUUUCUCAAUGAAAAAAAGUACUUAGAUCUUCCUGUCGAGACUUUACGUUCUAGACAAUAUCCGUGCGGUACUAUAAUUAUUCGGAAUUUCUACAUCUCUGAGACUUAAUUAAUGUUUAAUCUUUUACAAUCUAAAUGAGUUUGCAAUAUUUUGAAAAUUUAUUCCCUAGAUUAAGUUGCCUAUCAAGUGCCUUGAUAUAAGAAUAUUACGAGUUAUGUAAAUAAUCUAUUUUUCAACGAGACGAUAAUCAAGAGAAUCAAGAAAAUUUAUACGAAAAAUUUGAUAAUCAUGAGAGAGAGUCAGGGUGUAUAUUUUGAUAAAGACGUUUUUUUUUCAACGGAUUAUAGAAUAUUUCUAUUUAUUAGGAUUAUAAUUAAAAAUAUAACAGAUGCAGUAGUAAUGGGGUAAAUAGAUUUUAUUGACAGUCGAGUCUUAAUGAAGUUCUUAAUGAAUAUCUGUGAAUCCAAGAUAUUCUCAAGGGAAUCGACUGUUCCGGAGUGAUGUGGAUUAUUCUAUUUAUAAUUUUACUACUGAACAAUUCCACAAAUAUUUAAUGCCCACUUUCUGUCAUUCUCUCUUCCUUUCCGUUCGAUAUUAAGUUAAGAUGUCGACAGUAAAACCGUCCUGCAAUGCAUUAAUAUCAUUCGAACGUCCAGUGCUCUGGGGAAUACGAUAACUUUUUAUUGUGCAGCUAAAACGUGUUCCUUAUUAUUUCCGUUGCAUUCCUAUCGAUUUAUUUCAAUAGAAAGCUCAGUACGUCCCGUAAUUGCGUCUUGCAUUCCACCGUAAAUAUUAUUAUUAGAAAAUCAUCGAUAUGGAAAAGUGGGAAUAUGUCGACGAGUGAAGAAAGUCGGAAAAUAUUUUCUGUAGAGAAUCCAAUUUUCCGGGGAAAAUUUAUUCCCACAUUCUAAUCACUGGCUCUCAAGAUAUUCCACCAUCCUCUGCUUAAUCCUUUCAUAAUUAUCACUACCGAUCAUUAAGUGUCCAUUUGAUUGAAGGUGCAAUUACACUUGUCCCUUCAGCCUUGCCCAAAUGCCUGACUGCCCUCUUAUGUAAUUUCACUGAGUAAUGCGACAGUACAUUAAUUAAGAUUCCAUAUAAUAGAACAAUCUCACCUCGAAGCAGAGGAGAUCAGUUCCAAAUUUUUCCCAAUCAAACCAAAAGCCUGAACAAUCUUUUAAAGCUAGGAAAUUAAAAACUAAAUCCGUAUGGAACUUCCAGUUCCAGUUGUUGUCAUUUGCAUUUUCAUUUGUUCAUUGUUCUUCAGCUUCGAGGUAAGACACGAUCAAUUUUUUUUGCAUGGAGUGGUGUUUUGGAGAAUAAUGCAUUAUCAUUGUUAUUAUUAUUACCCUGAAUGUGAUGGGACAUCGAGUGACAUCUCGUUGUAAUCACUGGGCUUGUCAGAUUUCAUACAAAUACUAAACAAACGAUGAGUUUGCAGUUCUACGGAAAGAAAAAUCAAAUUUUUGUAUCGAAUUUUGAGUGGAAAGGGGUAUUUUCAUAACUAAAAGAGUAACAAAAUUGACUUUCUCUGGUAAUUUCACAGGGAUUAUUAAUAUUUUUCUCUAUUAAUUGAUUAAGUGUAUAAUCGACGAAUGCAAGUCUUCCAACUGUGAUGGGAAAAUUAUUAUAAUUGAAUUAUUGAGACACUAUUCAAGAUAUCCAGCGGAUCGAAGAGAUCUGUUGAUGAUUCAUCGAUUUUUUUUUUAUAUUGUGGCACAUUAGGUAUGCAAUGAGCUUUACCAAGAGCUAAAUGUCCAAAAUCUAUCCAACAAAGACGAUUAAUUAAAAACGUCCAAUUACUACUGAAGUAAUCAACACCGACUUUUUACAGUGGUGAUAGACAUUCUCUCAUUGUAUGCUUACGUAAUUUUUUUAUGUAAUUAAUAUAAAAAAAAUCGCAGUAUACUGUUGGCUUUCGCUGGAUUGUCUGAGUCUUCAUCUCGUGAUGUUUUUUUUAUUGAGAGACAGAAAAUGAAAGGGAUGAGAGAAGAAUAUUCACCAAAUUAAUGGACUCCAUUGAAAAUUAGUGAGCAUUGAGCAGUGAAAUAAAUUGCCUGAUUUAUUUGAAUUUGUAAUUGUUGCAGUAAAUUCAUAUGUGAAUUAAUAGAUUUUAUUUUUUAAUGGAGUCUCAUAAAUAAUCAAUUUCUGGUCUCUAUGGCACACGAGGGAGAAGCUAGUGGAAGAAUACUGUAGAAUUUCGAGUUGUUAUUCAUUCACCUGGUGUCGUUGAUGGCUAACAUGGUGACUGUCAGUGUUGGUUCUACAUCUACAAUUACAUAUAAUUAUUAAUUAGUGAUAAUUAACUGGUGAAGUGGUGAAAGGAGACGACUGGAAUAUUCCCUCAUUCUGAACGAAUACCGCGGGAACUUCUUGCUUUAGUCUAAAAUAUCUGAGACAGUGCAGAGAAAAUAUUGUAGUAAAAUUCACAAAAACGUCAGA